AUGGGAGAAUUUUUUCAACAGCGCCAGGAGCUCAUAGCACAAGAUAUCAAAGAUCUAGCCUUAAUGAAGCCGACUGAACUAGAAAUCCUAGCAAAUUUAAAAUUAAGCCAAAUCAAAGAGCAGUUUUCCACACAAUACUCUAUUGAUGAUAUGCUUGAUUUUUGGUCAAUUCGUGAUUCAGUCAUAAACACGCGUCUUUUCCAGAUUUUCAAAAAAAUGCCAAAAGGGGCUGUCCUUCACAUGCAUUACGGCGGCAUGCUCCCUGCAGUUGAUGUCUUAUCAAUCUUGAAAAAUGACCCAGAAAUUUACAUUAAAACUAUUGAUAAUUGUCCAUACAUUUUUUCAAGCUGUCAGACCGAUUCAAUUUCUCUUACACAAUACUUAGAAAACCCAGAAAAUGAAAAAACUCUUUUAAAUGUCUUAGAAACAAAUCGUGAAAAAUCAGUCGGUUUGCCCUCAGAAUGCUGGUCAAGUUUUAUGCAAAUUUUUACCUCAACCUUAUCAGCAUUCUCUGAUAAUAGAAUUUUAGAAAAAUACAUAGAGCUCGCUUUUACUCGAUUUUACGAAGACAAUGUCCAAAGAGUGGAAUUUAGACAUAUGCCUUUUUCGAUCCAGGCUACAGAAACUGAUGGCUUGCCAAGCGAAAAUAUUGCAUUUCUUAAAAACGUAUGUGAAAGAUUUACCUCAAAUCACCCAGAUUUCACAUCAGGAGCUAUUUUAUGUACAAUUAAGCUGUUUUCGAAGGAAAGAAUAAUUAAGGAAACUGAAGAAAUUUAUAUGCUGCAUUUAUUGUUUCCUAAGUUUGUAUUAGGAUUUGAUAUCCCAGGAGAAGAAGAAAAAUAUAGAGAAGACGAAGAUAUUUUUGGGGAUAUUCAUAGGAUUAGUGAAAAUGCUAAAAAAAGCGGAAAUCAUUGUCCGAUCUUUUUGCAUGCAGGAGAAGUGGUUAAUAAGCCUGGCCCAACGGUUUAUGAUGCUUUUGCAAUAGGAAGCAAAAGAAUUGGGCAUGGAAUUUCUUUGAUAAAACACCCUCAGCUAUUAAGGAUAGCUAAAAAAGAAAAAAUUACGAUAGAGUCUUGUCCGAUAAGUAAUAUGAUAUUGGGUUAUGUGAGAGAUCCAAGAGUCCAUCCAGCGCUGGCUUAUUUGUUCCAAGGAAUCCCAGUGACGAUUAGUUCUGAUGAUCCAGGGUGUUUUGGAUAUAGUGGAGUCACACAUGAUUGGGUUUGGAUUUAUAUGCUUUGGGGUAUAAACUUGAUGCAUGUUAAAAAAAUGAUUGAAAAUAGCAUUGAUGGAUGUACAGAGCCGGAAGAAGUAAGAAGAGUUUGGGAAGGAAAAUGACAAGAAUUUAUCGAAUAUUUAGCUAAUCUAGAAAUUUAA
This is a messenger RNA of Blepharisma stoltei, 1374 nucleotides long. Lineage: Eukaryota; Ciliophora; Heterotrichea; Heterotrichida; Blepharismidae. The record is from the annotation of a GenBank genome assembly.